Molecule: messenger RNA, 4162 nt
Organism: Hyla sarda
Lineage: Eukaryota; Metazoa; Chordata; Amphibia; Anura; Hylidae
Gene: TRIM24
Product: tripartite motif containing 24
Exons: 19
Coding region: 156-3209 (1017 amino acids)
Molecular function (GO): protein binding; zinc ion binding
Source: RefSeq, a predicted model, not a curated record
UUGGAGUGGUACCGGCCGCAGGGAGGCGUGUCUGGAUCGGGCGCUCAGUCUGCGUCGGGCGGCCGUGCCUGUCGGAUGUCAGGAGGCGGAGAGGCGGCCGGAGAGGAUAGAGCAGAGCGGGCGGAGAGGAGCAGGAAAGUCCGAGGACUGUGAGCAUGGAGGGGGCCGCGGCCUCCACACAGCCGGCACCUCCGCCACCCCCACCGGAGAAUGAGGCGGAGAGCCGGCCGGGCCCGGAGGAGCGCAGUGGGGAGAGGGCCGCCCUGAGCCUGCUGGAGACGUGCGGUGUGUGCCGGCAAAACAUCCAGAGCCGGAGCCCCCGCCUGCUGCCCUGCCUGCACUCCGUGUGCCUGAAGUGUCUGCCGGCCCCGAGCCGCUACAUCAGCCUGCCCGCCACCGGGCCCCCGCCCGCCAACCAGCCCGGGCCCCAGGGGAACGGCCAGAGCACCGUGCAGGUGGGAAUCAUCCGAUGUCCGGUGUGUAGCCAGGAGUGCGCCGAGAGAGACAUCAUUGAAAAUUACUUUGUACGCGACACCACAGAAGUGCCCAGCAGCACUGUGGAGAAGCCCAGCCAGCAAGUCUGCACGAGCUGCGAGGACAAUGCGGAGGCGCGAGGUUUCUGUGUGGAGUGCGUGGAGUGGCUGUGUAAGAACUGUGUGCAGGCGCAUCAGAGGGUGAAGUUCACCAAGGACCACACAGUCCGGCAGAAGGAGGAGGUGCCGCCCGCAGUCGGAGCCAAUAGUCAGCGUCCAGUCUUUUGUCCGUUCCACAAGAAAGAGCAGCUUAAACUGUACUGUGAAACCUGCGAUAAACUCACCUGCCGAGACUGUCAGCUCCAGGAGCACAAGGAGCACAGGUACCAGUUUAUCGAGGAGGCUUUCCAGAGCCAGAAGGUGAUAAUCGACACCCUCAUAGCGAAGCUAUCGGAGAAGAACAAAUACAUCAAAUUCACUGGAGACCAAAUCCAGAACAGAAUCCAAGAGGUUAACCAGAACCAAAAGCAGGUGGAGCAGGAUAUCAAAGUGGCCAUAUUUACUCUAAUGGUGGAGAUCAAUAAGAAAGGCAAAGCCCUGCUGCACCAGCUGGAGGCGUUGGCCAAGGAGCGGAGGAUGAAGCUCCUGAAGCAGCAGAGUGAGGUUGACGUCUUCUCUAAGCAGUUGGAGCACGUGGUCUAUUUCUCUAAAUUCGCCGUCUCCAGUGGCAGCAGCACCGCGCUCCUCUACAGCAAGCGAUUGAUCACGUAUCGGUUGCGGCACCUUCUCCGCGCCCGCUGGGACGUCGCCCCCAUAACCAACAAUGUUCAGUUUCUAUGUGAUGCAAAUUCCUGGGCCCAGCACAUCUUCAAUCUAGGCUCUCUGGUCAUUGAGGAGGGGGACCCAGCGGCUCAGCAGACGACUCCCGUGGAGGUCCACAAUUCUCAGGGGAACCCUCCCGCCCACCAGCUCUCCAAGUUCCCCUCACAGAUCAACCUGGCGCAGCUUCGGCUCCAGCACAUGCACCAGCAGCUCCUCGCCCAGCGACAGCAACAAGGACAGCGACGGCCGAACGCCCCCGCACAGCAGCCCAUGGUGGUGAAUAAUCCCAGAGUCCAGGGCCCCGGCCCCCAUCAGCCUCCGGUCGGUAGUCAGGGUCAGCGAUUUGUGACGGUCCAGAGCAUGAACCCCAGGGCCAAUGGUAUGGUGAUGUCCGGCCAGCCCAUGCGCUACCCCGGCCCCGCCCCCGAGAUGCACAUGCACAACAUUCCCCGGAGAGGUGCCGCGCCCAACCAGCUGAGGGCGCCCUAUAUGGUGCAGAACGCCAUGAAGCAGUGGCAGAUCACAGCUAACCAGACCAUGUCCAACCCGACCGCCAGCAGCGGCGCCACUCCGUCCAGUCCAACCAUCACCAGUGUGGCCGGCAGUGACGGGAAAGGUCUCUCCUCCCCCGUUAUGGAGCUGGCAGCGAACUCCUUCAACCUCCCCCCCCUGCCUGAUAUCGAUAGCACUGAUCACGUCUUGAUGGAUAAGAUGAUGCGCAGGGACCUGGCUAUGGAGAGUCACCAGCAGCGCAUGGCGCAUCGGACGGUCCAGUCCCCCAACUCCUCGGUGCCGUCACCGUUAGGGUCCAUGGCCGGCGUUCAUCCUCCUAUCCGCACUUCAAGUGCAUCCAGCGUGGGCAGCCGGGAGAGCACGGGGUCUUUCAGUAAACCGAGCGGCGGGGCCGACUCCACUCACCGAGUGCCGGUGGUCAGACUGGAGCCCAUCAAGAUAAAGUCCGAGAACAGCGUGGACAGCGAGUCGCUCGACUAUCCUGUGGUGGUCGUGAAGCAGGCAAACCGGCGCCAACAGCAGCGUGCACACACCUCCAAUUACUCAGCCAGCAUCCUCACAUCCAUGCUGCUCGACAGAAAUGCCAACCGCACCACCAAACCGGAUGCGGGGCCCCGGAGGGACACCCCAGACAGCACCGGGGACCGCCACGUCCUACAGGAGGGGUCCAUGUCAGGAUCCAAUGACUGGAUGUCCCAGAUCCACGUGACAGAGAGCGGCGGGAAGGAAGACGACCCCAACGAGGACUGGUGCGCCGUUUGCCAGAACGGGGGCGAACUGCUCUGCUGCGACAAGUGCCCCAAGGUCUUCCACCUCUCCUGCCAUGUGCCCACUCUAUUGAACUUCCCCAGCGGUGAGUGGUUCUGCACCUUCUGCCGGGAUCUCAACAAACCGGAAGUGGAAUAUGACUGCGACGACCCAGCGCUGGCGGAGAAGAGGAAGCUCGGGGUGGUGGCCAUCAUGCCGCCGGUUGACCAGAGAAAGUGCGAGCGGAUCCUCCUGUACCUGUUCUGUCACGAGAUGAGCCUGCCCUUCCAAGACCCCGUCCCUCUCACGGUGCCUGAUUAUUAUAGAAUCAUAAAGAGGCCGAUGGAUUUGUCGCACGUCAAGCGGAAACUACAGUUCGGCGGAUCGCCCCACUACCUGCGGCCCGAGGAAUUCAUCAGCGACAUCAGACUGAUCUUCAGGAACUGCGCAGAGUUCAACGAGCCGGAUUCCGAAGUGGCGGGCGCUGGCAACAAGUUGGAGUCAUACUUUGAGGAGCUGCUGGCCAACAUUUACCGCGAAAAGAAAUUCCCCAAAAUACCUUACGAGUUCGCGGCCAGCGACGAGGAGACGGACGACUUUGUCACGCCGCGGAAAAAACGAUUCAAGGGCGACGAGCGCAUUUUUUUCAAAUGAGUUUAGUUUGUAGCGAGUGCCGUGUACAUAAGAUGUUAGCUGUUGAAUAAAACUUAUUUUUGAAAAAUGGCUGUGAGGCCUGCGACUCGUAACCCGGGCAGGAUACAGCCCGCCGGAUGAAGGACGCCAUAUGGAUCAAGCUCCGCCCCCCACCUCCGGCGCCAUCUUGGUUAAAAAACGCAGUUCUUCAUGGACAGGACGUGUCUACGAGAAGUGAUGUCCUCCGUCUCUAAUUGAGGUUGUCGCAGGUUUGUGUCAGGUGACCUUCCCCCCCGGAGCGGAGUCUAAUGUGAACUAUCGCCUAAAGGGGGAACAGGAACGACACCCCACCCCCCCCCCCCCCCCCCCCAAAUGUUAAAUUUAAUUUUGUCGCACGAUCCUUUCGAUACGUGGGGCGAGGCCAAAUUCAGGAACCAAAACCUGUAAAUAUGAGACGGUGCUCACUAUGGCGGAAGGGGUCAUGUGGAGUUACAGGUGUCACCAAUGGUCCGUUCCUGAUUUUCGGGCUCAUCCUGUAUUUUUAUAUAUAUUAGGGGCGUGGCCCGCUCUGAUGGUUUUUUGUUUUUCAUUUCAGAUAUUCGAUGAGAAUAGAGACUUUUCUGUUAUAACAAACAAUGUUAAUUUAUCAACAAUUCACCUUGUGCUUUUCUUUGCCUUUCUUCUUUUGUGACACAUUGUUAUUGUCGGAUGAUACAUUGUUAUUGUCGGAUGAUACAUUGUUAUUGUCAGGGGCUCAGAUGAUACAUUAUCGGGAUUCGGAUGAUACAUUGUUAUGGUUGGGGCCUCAGAUGAUACAUUGUUAUCGGGAUUCGGAUGAUACAUUGUUAUUGUCGGAUGAUACAUUGUUAUUGUCGGAUGAUACAUUGUUAUUGUCAGGGGCUCAGAUGAUACAUUAUCGGGAUUCGGAUGAUACAUUGUUAUUGUCGGGGCCUCGGAUGAUACAUUGUUAUCGG